This is a messenger RNA of Lactuca virosa, 246 nucleotides long. The record is from the annotation of a GenBank genome assembly. NCBI's taxonomy places the organism in Eukaryota, Viridiplantae, Streptophyta, Magnoliopsida, Asterales, Asteraceae.
AUGGAAAAGAAGAAGAGGGUGGCAGCGGGUGUUCCCGGCAGCCACUCGAUCUCGCCGGAGGGAAACAGCUGCAAGGGUGGAGGCAGCGGCACAAUGCGAAGGUGGAAAGAGGUGGCGGCGACUUCAGUUGAUCAUGACGCACGCGUCGGUAUUCACAGCUCCGAAGUGGCCUUCGGUGGUUCACUCACGGCCGGCCAUGAGAUCACAGGCAGUAGCGGCGGCGAUUCAUGGCUGAGACGUCACUGA